AUGGAGAUGAAGAAGGAUCCUUCUGAUUCUGUGAGAGCGGAGGUUGCCCGCGAUCAAGUCUUGGCACUCUUGUUUGUCGAAAGCGAGGAGGACCGCGGCGCUGUUGACACUACUGCUACAGGUAUUGCCGAUGAUGGAGGAAGCAGUGCCACUGAUGCCGAAGCGCUCUCGUCGGCAGACCAAGGUCACCUCAAGCCAGCGGCAAAAGUCACCGAAAAGGAGGCAGCAGCCAUCCGUGGUGCUGCGUUCUCGGACGAGGGAGAAAGAGCCCAGGAUUCCGACGAUGACCUCAAGAAGACAACCGACGAAAAACCGACGCGGAAGGCUCCCCCGGUAGCGUCUUACCCCACUAGCAGCAGAGAAGGCAAUGCUCAGGAAGUCCUUCGUCGAUGCAGCACCCAAGAUCGAGUCCUGCAAAUGGUGCUAGAUCGUGACGUCAAUGAGACCCCCGAUGGUGUACCGGGAAAGAAGGACGCCAAAGCCAAGGCUGGUAAGAUUCAGACGACCUCGAAAGCCAAAUCACAAGAGGCACAACAAAAGGAGUCCAAAGUCACCAUGAACGCCAAGGAUGCUGCCACCCUACGAACCACCCAACUGACUCGGGCAUCCUCGGAAGCCUCUCAACCUGGCGGGUAUAGCGUUCGUUCCAGCGGAACCCACAGACUCGAUUCCUGGACGUUGACAGUCAACUCCUCCCAAGAGCUUUCGUCGUCCCACCACACAAUGAACAACAACAGCAGCAGCAGCCACCACACUGUAAUAGUCCCUGCGACAAUUCCAAACAGCAGUGUGGUGGAAAGCAUUGCCGAAGCCAGGCCCGUGACAGAUGAAGAGGAAGCCAUUGUGGGAACCGCUCAAGAAGUCACGGAACAAGCUCCCACUACAUCACAUGCCAAAUUGCAGACCCGAAAGACAAUCUGCCACAUUGCCGUUGGGGCCACUUGUCUGUUGGCAUUGAUUGUCCUGCUGGGGCUUGUCUUUGGCAUCAACAACAAUAAGGGAGAGCCAGCACCAACAAUGGAUGAAUCACCAACAAUUUCAGCAGCUCCAACCGCUGCUCCCACAAUCCUGGCGGACACUUGGGAGGGACUUCUGGAUACCACACGCAAUGCCAUUCUUGACAAUCCCCAUUCUCCUCAAGCCUUGGCGUACCAAUGGGUACUGAAUGAUCCCAACAGGACAGUGUAUCCCGAGUGGAAGAUCCUACAAAGGUUUGCCAUGGCUACUUUCUACUACAGCACGGGAGGACAAAAUUGGAAUCUUCAAGACGAUUGGCUUAGCUACCAUGUGGAUGAAUGCUCCUGGUACUUUCGAAAGCUUGUCGGGGGAGCGGAAAACUUUUUCUUGUUUGAAGGGAAUACCGAAGAAGUGGCAGCAGAGCUUCAGUUUCGAGACACUGUGUGCGAUGCCAAUGGACGAUAUCUCCAUUUGGUGUUUACGGAAAACAAUAUGGAUGGAAGCAUCCCGCCAGAGAUUUACCUUUUGCGUGAUUCUUUGCUCUAUUUGGAAGUUGGGUCCAACGAAAAUCUUCGAGGCAUGAUUCCCUCUGAGAUUGGUCUGCUCACAAAACUUCGAAAGUUCUACGCCGACCGAAAUCUCCACACGGGCCAAAUCCCAACAGAGAUAGGACAGCUCACCCUGCUGCAGGAGCUAGAAAUUGGCCACAAUACCUUUACAGGAUCCAUCCCUAGUGAGAUUGGAAACAUGCAAGCCCUGAGCAUUCUCAGUUUGCGAUGGUGCAAAGAAAUUGCAGGUACACUACCAACAGAGCUCUAUAGGCUGACCAACAUGGUCACAUUUCAUGUGCAUGGUUUGAACAGCCUCCAAAGUGGGAAAUUGCUGCCAGAGAUUGGCCAAAUGACAAAGUUGGAGAAGUUUUGGGUCUAUGAUAUUCCAUUCCAUAGUUCCAUCCCAACGGAAAUUGGUUUGCUCUCUGAUAUGAACCGACUGAAUCUGUGGAACUGUUCCAUUACAGGAUCUCUUCCAAGUGAACUAUUCCGGUUGACACACAUGAAGAGACUAGACAUUGAUGACAAUUCAUUAACCGGAACAAUUCCCACCGAAUUUGGACUCUUUCCAAGUUUGACCAUGGCCUGGAUGAAUGGCAACAGCUUCACAGGGACUCUCCCAAGCUCAAUCUUUGAGAACUGGGGACAGCUCUCCUACCUCAAGCUCCACAACAACAAUUUGGAAGGCCCACUGCCAUCACAACUAGGCCUUUUGACAUCACUCAAUCUACUCUGGCUUGCUCAUAAUGAGUUUUCUGGUAGCAUCCCAUCAGAGCUAGGGCUCUUGAACAAUGUGACUGAGCUGUUUCUCCAUGAUACUGGUCUGACUGGCAGCAUUCCUGAAAGCUUCAAAGAGAUGGCUGGGUUAGAGGCACUAACAGUAUCAAACACCUCUCUGACUGGUUCCAUCCCAAAUGGUCUCUGUGAGAAUAUUUGGGAUAUGACUUACACCUGCAAUGAAUACUUUGGCGGUCUGUACUCGUUUUGUGAAGAUAUGAAGAGGGUCAAUUUCACUUGCUCCUCCACUGAUCUCUGUGGAUGUGAUGCAUGUGGGGCAUGUAACUAGCUAGCUGAUGACACUACCGGUACUACUGUAGCAAGCUAGUAUUGGAUCAUAGCUUCAUUUAAUUAAAU
Messenger RNA from Seminavis robusta, 2642 nucleotides. NCBI's taxonomy places the organism in Eukaryota, Bacillariophyta, Bacillariophyceae, Naviculales, Naviculaceae. The record is from the annotation of a GenBank genome assembly.